Molecule: messenger RNA, 594 nt
Organism: Ipomoea nil (Japanese morning glory)
Lineage: Eukaryota; Viridiplantae; Streptophyta; Magnoliopsida; Solanales; Convolvulaceae
Exons: 1
Coding region: 1-594 (197 amino acids)
Source: RefSeq, a predicted model, not a curated record
AUGGAAAGAGGACGUUCUAAUCGUUCUAGGCCUCUUGCCUUUAACCUCUCAAAGUUUGAUGACUGGAAAGUGAGAAUGCAAGCACAUCUCUCGGCUAUUCAUGAUGAAAUGUGGGACGUGAUAAGCACCGGUCCUAUUGUCGUGAUGAUGGUAAAAACUGAGGCAGCUGCUCAAGGAGCUGAUCCAAAAGCCUUGAUACCCAAGCCGAAAUCGCAACUCACUUCAGAUGAGAAAACUAGAGCAAACCUCAACAAUGUUGCACGAGACAUCCUCUAUAAGUCUCUAUAUGAUUCGCUGUUCCUGAGAGUACAGAAAUGCACCACAACAAAACAAAUCUGGGACACUCUCAUGAGUUUAGGUGAAGGAGACGAACAGGAGAAGGACAACAAACUCACUGUGGCCAUGAAAAAGUUUGAAGACUUCAAAAUGAUGCCAAAUGAAGCCAUCACCGAUAUGGAGCUCAGAUUCACAAAACUCAUGGGUGAUCUUUCGGAUCUUGGAAAGGAGCCAACUAAAAAGGAAAAGAAUUUAAAGAUUCUUAGAGGGCUUCCAAAAUCAUGGGAGAUGAAAGUAACAGCCAUGAGAGAUCACUGA